AUGCAGCUGCCAAAGGAAAGAGCAGACAAACUGAAGGAGAUGGAACAGAUAAAACUGGAUGGCAGACAGAUAAGUCUGUUUUGCCAGAUGAAGAAGGUGCUAAGGAAAUUCUACAGGGAGAAGGCCUUGGGAAUCAAAAUCACCUUAAAAGCACCAGAAUGGGCAAAGCUGGCCAAAUCACAUUGCCAUUUCAACAAAGGGUUGUCUGACGUCAGUGCCCAGAAAGGGAAACCCGCUGUGCUGUCUUGCAGUCUCAAUAACGAUCAGGUGGAGGGAAUCUGGUUUAAAGAUGAAUUCAAGCAGCGAACAGGCCUGGAUGAACUCUCUUCUGAAAAAUAUGGGCUGGUCCACAAACUGAUUGACACAGUAGAAGAUAAUCAUGCUGGAAAGUACAAAUUUGAAGCUGAAGGUGUCAAAACUGAAGCAUCUAUUUUUGUUGAAGAUCCUCCAAAUGUUGACAAGGCUCUUCUGGAAAAGCUGAUGAAGGAGCCUGUUAUAGUCAAGGCAGGGCAGAAUGCCAUGGUUAAAAUCCCAUUCGAGGGCCGGAAGCCAGUCAGAGCAACAUGGAUAAGGGACGGGGAUGAGCUCCUGAAUGAUGCCAGGAUCCAUAUUGACAAGGCAGACAGCUUCACCCGGCUUUCCAUCUCCAGCACUAACAGGAAGGACUGUGGGGAUUACAAAGUGAAGCUGAAGAAUGAGAGUGGAACCCUGGAGACCAGCCUAAAGCUGGAGGUGAUAGACAAGCCACAGAAACCCAUUGGACCCAUAGAGGUGGUGGAUAGUUCCACAACUGGAAUAACCAUUCGAUGGAAGCCCCCAAAGGAUGAUGGGGGCAGACCAGUGCAGAACUACAUCAUAGAGAGGCAGCAGGUGGGCAGAAAAACCUGGGUAACAUUGGGAGAAACCAGCAGGAACAACAGCACUUUCAUGACCAACAAAGUGGGGCAAGACAAAAGCUAUCGCUUCAGGGUGCGAGCAGUGAACGCUGAGGAGAGCAAGGCACUGGAAUCAGAUGAGGUGAUGGCUGCAGCCAAAGCUUUCCUUGGCCCCCCUGCUCCUCCUCAGAUUGUCAGUGCCAACAAAGACACCAUAACACUGUCCUGGGCAGCACCUUCCAAAACAGGCAAUUCCAGAAUCCUGGGGUAUAUCGUUGAGAAACACAAGAAAGGCAGCAACAUCUGGACACCUAUCUCUGACCUGCCAAUAACAGUCAGGAAGUGGAUGGUGACAGAUCUAAAGGAGAGACUGCAGUAUGAAUUCCGCGUCGCUGCUAUCAAUGCCACAGGGACAGGCGAGGCCAGUGCGCCGUCCAAUCCUGUCUUUGAUCGAGAUCCCAUGAAGCCUCCUGGUAGAAUGAGGGACCUUAAGGUGACCAAUACUGACUACACCAGCAUCACUCUGGCAUGGGUGAAACCCGAUUCAAAGGAAGGGGGGCCUGCCAAGGGCUACAAGGUGGAGAAACAAUCCUCUGACAGCCUCAAGUGGAUCCAUUGUAACACUGUCCCCAUAGGGUUGACAACCUGUACAGUUACAGGUUUGCAAGCCAGAGAGAUGUAUGUCCUCUGCGUGAGGGCCAUCAAUGAGGGAGGCCUAGGGGAAGCCAUAGCACUGGACACUUGCAUCCAAGCCAUGCCUUCCAUUGAGGUGAUUUGGCUAAAGGAUGGGCUUUCUCUACCCAGCAGGGCCAUAGUGAGCACCAGAGAUGGCUUCAGCCAACUCUUGAUUCCAUCAGCUGAGUUUUCUGACAGUGGGCUCUAUACCAUCGUACUCCAAAAUGAGUGGGGAAAAAAAGAAUCCUUCAUCUUCCAAGUCCAAGUCGCAGCUAUCCCACAGUCCCCUGGCCCUAUUCUUCUGCAAGAGAAAGUCCUUAAUACAGUGACAGUGAUCUGGGAGCCCUCGCCAACAGAGAAGUGGGAAAGUAACCUGUACUAUGUGGUCAUGAAACGUGACUCCAACAAGGGCUCAUGGCAAGUGGUGGCUGACCUGAUCUACAACAACAAGUUUACCAUCACCAAACUUAUCCCUGUCUGGGGGUAUUAUUUUAGGGUUGUGGCCAAAAAUUACAUGGGAACCAGUGAUCCAUCUGAAACUGUGCAGCCCUGGAUCAUGCAAAAGGAAAAGGAUGAGAGCCCAUUGACAUAUCCCCAAGAAAUACUGUUGGGCAAGGAAAGAUGUCCCCUGCUGGACAUGAAUGUUUACAGAUCAGUGGGAACAGUGAAGCUGGGCUUCUCCAUUCCCACCAAUAUACUGGCUCAUAUUACUCAUAUAGACGAGGACUUUUGGAUGAGUUUAAAGUCAGGACUACCCAAAUACAGGAGGGUGAAUCAAAAUAUGCCUCCAAGAUUCCUCCUCCAAUUGAAGCCCCAUGUAGUGACCACAGCAUUUGAUUGUCACAUGAGCUGUGCAGUGAGUGGCUACCCAAAACCUAAGAUCACCUGGUACAAGGAUGGCAGGGAUCUCUCAGAAGACCACACCUGCUUCAGUACAAAUGACUUUGGUGUUUGCUGCCUGGUGGUCCCAGGUGUCACGAAGAGAGAUGAAGGAGAGUACAAGGUGGAAGCCACCAAUGAAUUGGGCCAUGUGGUCAGCAAAGCCAUGCUUAUCAUAAAAGGUAAAGUGAUCUUGGUCAAGUCUUAG
Molecule: messenger RNA, 2637 nt
Organism: Dermochelys coriacea (leatherback sea turtle)
Lineage: Eukaryota; Metazoa; Chordata; Testudines; Dermochelyidae
Product: immunoglobulin-like and fibronectin type III domain-containing protein 1
Molecular function (GO): protein binding
Source: RefSeq, a predicted model, not a curated record